Molecule: messenger RNA, 392 nt
Organism: Porites lobata
Lineage: Eukaryota; Metazoa; Cnidaria; Anthozoa; Scleractinia; Poritidae
Source: the annotation of a GenBank genome assembly
AUGGAGACCUGGUUUUGGAUUCUUGGCUGGGUUCUUUCAUUUCUGGCUAUCAUUGGAAAUGGAUUUACAAUCUUCUUCGUCUGGAGCAGACGAAAUCUCGGCACUAAAACCAACGCGUUUAUUGUAUCACUUGCAGUAGCAGAUUUCUGUGUUGGUUUGGGCGUUAUUCCUUCUCUGUUCUUUUGCGACAUUACAAACACCUGCCACUGGCCUGAUUAUUGGUUCUCGUGGGUGAAUAUUAUAAGGUUGUUGUUUAGUCACGCGUCUACUCUGAACUUAUAUGUGCCUUAGUACUGGAUCGUUUUAUUACCAUCGUCUAUCCUCUACAAUACAUUACUCUAAUGACUCGCCGUCGAAUUACCCAAGCUAUUUUCUUCUCUUGGGCUCUAUCA